CUGUUGUGUGCUUAUAUUUUUUUCGACUUCUUUGAGUUACUACUUUACGCGCCUCUCCCCUUCCAUCUCUCGCGCUUUUCCUCCCUUCACCUCUUUUCUUCGUUCCUAUCCCUUUCCUUCUUCUUCUUUUCUCUCUCUCUCUCUCCUCCUUCUCUUCUCUCCCUCCUCUUCUCUUUUCUUCUUCUUUUUUCUUUGUAUUUUUGUUUUUGUCUUCAAAACAAACAAAUUUCUUUUGUAAAGUAUGUCUCAACCCUCCAACUCAAGCUCUGACCAUUACGAUGACCGUUUUAUUCCUAAUGCUAGCCAAGAAAACGAUGGCGACCAGCAGUACGAUUACGACGAUGCUCAAUUAACAUUGCGUGCUCUUGUCUCGACCAAGGAAGCCGGUGUGAUUAUUGGCAAAGCUGGAAAAAAUGUGGCUGAGCUGAGAGACUCUACCGGUGUCAAGGCUGGCGUAUCCAAGGUUGUCCAAGGUGUCCAUGAUCGUGUAUUGACUGUUAGCGGUACUUUGGAAGGUGUUGCAAAGGCCUAUUCGUUGAUCGCCCAGACUUUGUUGGACAACCCAAUCUCGCCUGCUACCCCUCCUGCCACACCCACAGGCACCUCAAUGGUUGACUUGGUGGCAACAAUCCGCCUGUUGAUCUCCCACAACUUGAUGGGCACUGUCAUUGGUCGCCAGGGUGCCAAGAUUAAGCACAUCCAGGAUACCUCAGGUGUGCGUAUGAUUGCAUCCAAGACCCUUCUUCCUCAGAGCACCGAGCGUGUUGUGGAGGUCAGAGGUACUGUUGAUUCAGUCCGCCGUGCGGUUGUUGAGAUUGGACAGUGUUUGAUCGAAGACAAGGAGCGUGCCUAUGGUACCAUUCUCUACAACCCUACCAAGGGCAGCAUGAGCAUUGUUGGUGCUAACGGCGCUGGUGUCGGAAAUGUAUCGUCUUCGGUCCUUUCGUCUUCUGUUGCCAACUCUGCCACAAACUCUGCCAACGGUGGAUCCAAUGGUCCUGAUCGUCGCAGCUCUAUUACUCGCACUGGAAACGGCUCGGACUUUAGCUCUGCACCCACAGAUUACCAAACCCAGCGUCGUCCCUCGGCCACCUCCCAGAACUUCCUCAAUGAUCCUUCUAUUCGCACUCAACACAUUUCUAUUCCCAGUGACAUGGUUGGCUGCAUCAUUGGUAAGGGAGGUUCAAAGAUCUCUGAAAUCCGUCGUUUGUCGGGUUCACGGAUCUCGAUUGCCAAGGUACCCCACGACGAAACCGGCGAGAGAAUGUUCACAAUCCAGGGUACUCCCGACUCGAAUGAACGUGCCUUGUAUUUAUUGUAUGGCCAGCUCGAGAAUGAAAAAGAACGUCGUCUGAGAAGUGUUAUGCACGAGGAUAUUCUCGAAGAAGACGAGGUCGUCAUGUAGAUAAAAAAAAAGCAACAAACCAAAAAACAAAAAACCUAGUUAAACAAAAAAAAAUGAACAGCAAAAUAACCUUACCUACAACCUUAUUUUACCUCAAAUUCCCCCUCUUCCCCUCGCCUUUCAAAAAAAAACCAUUAAAAAAAACCCAUAGGAGAUUUUUGGAAGAACAAACCAAACAAUAUUUUAGUGCAAGUUUUAGCCCACCUUUCACCCUAUUAUCCAAAUUAUUUUCUUUGUCCAUCUUCACCCUUUUUUUUCUUUCUUUCUUUCUCAUUUUUACUACCAGCAAAAAUUACCACCCAUUUUUUAAAUGGGCAAACCAAAACAAAAAAAAAUAUCAGUCAAUUAAAUAAUG
Phycomyces blakesleeanus NRRL 1555(-) is the source of this 1760-nucleotide messenger RNA. RefSeq lists its product as hypothetical. NCBI's taxonomy places the organism in Eukaryota, Fungi, Mucoromycota, Mucoromycetes, Mucorales, Phycomycetaceae. Bases 242 to 1405 code for a protein of 387 amino acids. Gene Ontology annotation, biological process: 3'-UTR-mediated mRNA stabilization. The record is from RefSeq and is a predicted model, not a curated record. Gene Ontology annotation, molecular function: mRNA 3'-UTR AU-rich region binding. The transcript is spliced from 5 exons. Gene Ontology annotation, cellular component: cytoplasm; nucleus.